UAGAGAGGCCGACCAGGAACCGUAAAGGCCGUCAGUUCCUUGCUUUUCGGGUCCAACUCGAUCUGUCAGAAUGCGAACUUCAAAUCCACGCUGGAAAUGUAAAAUGUUUGGUCGAUUCUGGACAGGAUUCCGUCGAUACUCGGCAGCGGGCCUCGACACUACCGUCGUCCGGUUGCUCCACGGGCUCAUGCUCUCCUCGAUGACUCCGAGCGCUAGCAUCUUGUCCACCUCAUCCUCGACAACCUUCUGCUUCGCUGGAGACAUGGGAUAUGGACGAUCCUUGAAGACCUUGGCUCCCUCGAUCAGCUCGAUCGUGUGCUUCUCCAAAUUAGUCGUACCCAGACCAUCCUUCUCAAAUGUGAGAAACACCUCCUGGAUCUCAGCGAGCUGUCGUGCGUCGGCUCCGGAUAAGGUCCAGGAUUCGGGAUCCGGCUUUUCCUCGUCGUCAUCUUCCUGUAGCUCGACGCGUCCUAUAAUCGAGCGGUCUUCUCCAGACGCCGUGCGGACCACGGAUAGGUACUUCUGGAUUGGCACAUCCAACGCUUCGACCAUCUCCCUACAACCUUUACCCAGCAGGCUGACACUCGCUCCAGUGUCCAAUAAUCCAGUCAGCUGUUGGGUCAGGAUCCGGACUUCAGCGAAUGGUCGAGGGUCUCCCGUUCCACUGCGCUUCACAGCGGCAACCACUUCUCGCCUCCUCGCUCGUCUCUUCCGGAAUCGAUCCCUGGCCUUCUGGACUUUCCGAGACACCAAUCUCAUCCCGCCCAAUUGA
This is a messenger RNA of Drosophila rhopaloa, 772 nucleotides long. RefSeq lists its product as uncharacterized. The coding region runs from base 71 to 772 and encodes 233 amino acids. Lineage: Eukaryota; Metazoa; Arthropoda; Insecta; Diptera; Drosophilidae. The record is from RefSeq and is a predicted model, not a curated record. The transcript is spliced from 3 exons.